UCAAUUUUAUACAUCAUUGUUUCCGUUUAUAUAACGCGUGAAUAUAUCCUCUAUUGUAUUCUACAACAAAAACAAUCAGAGCGCCUCGCUAUCACUAGUUUUAUUUUGAUCUCCCGGGUCCGCUAUUAGCUUUUAGCCAGUUAGCAUCAGCAAGCGUGGUUGCUGCUAACUGCGCUUACAUUGCUAAUACUCUAUUCUCACACAUUACCACUGCUGUACUCACUGUUACUUGCUUUAAUGGCGGAUGAAUGUCUCCACUCUGUGCAGCUCGAGCUCGAGGCCGUGGGGAAGCAGAUUCGCGACCUGGAACAGAAGCAGGCCCAGCUGAGAGAGCGGAGAGCCGCGCUGGAAUCAUCCCGGGCUGACGCUCACAAGUCCGGGGUAAGUAUACAGCGUACUGUUAACAGUCCCACCACGUCUACUCCGUGUGUUUCUCUGCGCAGGCCCGGUGCACCCAGGACACGAUCUUCCCAGAUGUCCUUCACUGCGACGCCGGGACACCACGGACCCUGGGUGCAUCCACAGCGGAGGACGCGAGCUGGGUCCCGGGCGACUACUUCUCCCCCUCCUGCCUUCGAGAUCUCCAUCCAGAACCGCUUCGCUCCCCUCCGCGAGACAGGACGCGACGCAGUGAUCAUCGGAGACUCCAUCGUCCGACACGUAAGUGCUACGUUAGCUGAAGGUAAAGUGCACACUCAUUGUUUGCCUGGUGCUCGUGUUCUCGAUGUUUCUGCGCAGAUACCCGCGAUCCUAAAGGACGGCGAGAGCCCCAGAGCGGUCGUGCUUCACGCCGGAGUUAACGACACCACGCUGCGGCAGACGGAGACGCUGAAGAGGGACUUCAGGAGCCUGAUCGAGACGGUUCGCAGCACGACGCCCGCGGCGACGAUCGUCGUGUCAGGACCACUGCCCACGUAUCGACGAGGACGCGAAAGGUUCAGUAGACUUUUUGCUUUAAAUGAAUGGUUGUUGUCAUGGUGUAAAGAACAGAAACUGCUAUUUGUUAAUAACUGGAAUCUUUUCUGGGAGCGUCCUAGACUGUUUCGCGCUGAUGGAUUACACCCCAGCAAAAUUGGAGCGGAGCUUCUCUCUGACAACAUCUCCAGGACACUUCGCUCCAUGUGACUAGAUUUACAUCCCGUGGUAACUAGGAUUUACACAAGCUCCAGUCUGGAUCCAGAACACCUGAGAAGAGAUGAUGCUGACCCUCAGAGGACCCCAGAUGAUGCUACCUUGAAUCAACAAACAGAACUAACAAUUAUUGCUAAAUGCGUGACUGAAUCAUAUAAUAACUUAAUUAAUAAUAUUGAUAGUUCAUCGUCUAGCUGACUA
Molecule: messenger RNA, 1332 nt
Organism: Carassius gibelio (silver crucian carp)
Lineage: Eukaryota; Metazoa; Chordata; Actinopteri; Cypriniformes; Cyprinidae
Exons: 2
Coding region: 238-1125 (295 amino acids)
Source: RefSeq, a predicted model, not a curated record